GGACCUUAACCCGGAAAUUAGGGGUUCCAUAGUGCACCGUUUCCUCUCUGCACCAUCUUCUGAUGUCAUCGUUUCCAAAUGAAACCCAUAUCAGAAAAACCAAAGCAACGCCCUACUCCCGCGCCUCCAAACCCAGGCAGUCAGUGUAUACGUCUCUCACACCAACGCCUCCACACCCACUUCUACUGACGUCAGCCUUGCGUCUCUGCCGUUUCACACGGUCACUUUGCUUUCUUUCCACCUUCUCAAGGCAAAGGUCCCUAUACCGGUGUUUGACAGUCGCUCAAGGUUCCAGUGAGUGUACACUGGAAGACUUCUGACGGACUUCUCUCUUAGCAUAACCAGUGCCCUUCAUCAACACUAGUCGGCUCUCUUUGGUGUUUCUCCUUUCUGUGAAAUUUUGCGAGACCAAUUCUACCGUAUAGGAACUAGGGCUCAAUUAUAUUCCCGCAUAUGCCUUUGUUUUUUUUCCAAUUUACACACAUCUCGACUAUUUUUGGGAGAUCAAUUUCACUGUGAUAGAACAUAGCUCAAUUAAAGUCCUGGGCGCAAAUUCUAAGUCCUUUACAAUCUGUUCAGUUUUCCAUGUUGCUUUUGUUAACAUAAUCAAGCUCCAGUUUCCAUGUCGAUGUUCAUGUAUUUUGAAUGAAGAAAGGGAGGGCUUUCCUCAAAACCAUCUGCAGAAGCUUCCUCUCACUGCAACAUAGAACUCCUGCUCCUCCUCUACAGAUGGAUGCAUCUGAACGUUACCACUACAACCCAACCCUGCAAUGGAAUCCUAGGAUUGAAGAAUACUUCAUCAAAGCGUACGGAGCUGACCAUUUCGCUCGCAUUUCCAAAGCCCUAACGUCUCCGUCUUGUUACUCAUGUAUCCGUGUUAAUACACUCAAGUCGACAAGUGAUGCCAUUAUUGAGAAAUUAUCGUCAGCUCUGCCGGGAAUAAGGCAACAAAGUGGUACUGAUGGCACGAAUCAGAGUGACACCCAUGCUGAAUAUCUUAUUGGCCCAGAUCAUAAAGAAUCUUAUAUUCCCCCUACAUCAUAUGACUUAAAAAAGGCAUAUCUGGCAGUCUCUGAAAGUGGUCAAAACUAUCAUGUUUCUAAAUGUCAGUUACCUGGGUUAGACUAUGUUGUGUUUGUCAAAGGUUCAGGACCACACACAGUCAAUUAUGGUUAUGCACAAGACAGACCUCCAAAGGAGGUAAUUGUUAGUCGUAAAUGUGCUGAGGCUGUUCUUCGGGGUGCUCAGGUGUAUGUUCCUGGUGUAUUGGCUUGUAGUGCUCAUGUUGAGAAAGGGGAUGUGGUUGCAGUUUCAGUUGCUGUGGAGCAGCCUGGCCAGGAUGGUGGAUGGGUUGUUGGUAUGACUCGUGGGACGGUUCUACAGGGAUCACACAUAGAUCCUUAUUUUUUGGAACGAAAGGGCUUGUACAUUGGCCAAGGAACCACAAUGAUGUCAAGAGCUGGAAUGUUUCGCGUUCUAAAAGGAACUGCCGUGGAUGUGAAUGAUAGAGUAUUUAAGCUUCCUUCCUUUCAUGAUGUUCUUGAGGGGGAAAUAUUCCUGCAAAAUCUGCCAAGCAUUGUCACAGCACAUGUCCUUGAGCCUCAACAGGGGGAGAAAAUAUUGGACAUGUGUGCGGCUCCGGGAGGGAAAACAACUGCGGUAGCAAUCCUUAUGAAGGACAAAGGAGAGGUGGUUGCAGUUGAUAGAUCUCACAAUAAGGUUCUCGACAUCCAAAAAUUGGCUGCUGAAAUGGGCUUGAAUUGUAUAACCACAUACAAGUUAGAUGCUCUUAAAGCUGUUCGGCAAAGGAGUGAAUCCAACGAUAUGCACACUUCAUCAUGUGUUGCCCAAGAAGGGUCAGACAAAGAUUCUACUGGCAAUGCAAAUUUUAGCAACGAGCAAGCAACACAAACAACUAAAGCUUGCAAUGCUGUCCUCCAGAAGAGUAUCCAGGGACAUAUUAAUGGGCGUGGAAGAAGUCAUUGCUUAGGUGGUAGGGUUGAAAAAUCAGAAGGUUUUUAUCCAAAUAGCUUCGAUCGAGUUCUCCUUGAUGCUCCUUGUUCUGCUCUUGGUUUGAGACCCCGACUGUUUGCUGGAGAGGAGACAAUAGAAGGGUUAAGGAACCAUGCUAAGUAUCAGAGGAAAAUGUUUGACCAGGCUGUUCAGCUUGUUCGCCCUGGUGGAGUUAUCGUAUAUUCCACGUGUACAAUCAACCCCGGUGAGAAUGAAGCACUGGUCCGGUACGCUUUGGACAGCUAUAAGUUUCUGUCGCUGGCAUUACAGCAUCCAAACGUUGGAGGACCUGGCCUUGUUGGUGGUUGUCAACUGUCUGACGGUUCCAUUGAGGAAUGGUUAAGACCCGGUGAGGAAGAUCUUGUUCAGAGAUUUGAUCCAUCAUCUCCACUAGAUACUAUUGGAUUCUUCAUAGCCAAGUUCAAUGUCGGCCCCAAAGAUGACUGAGCUUUGAAAUAAAGCAAUGAGAUAAGCAUUCUUACAUAGUGAUGCAAGACGUAGGAGCGGGUAUACAUCAUCGAAGAGAUAUAAGAUCUACGGUUUCGGUUUAUAUGCUCCAUCGCGAGAUCAGUUGGAACUUCUUGUUAGAGGGUAUGUGACCCGCGUUGUUUUUUUUGGUAAGUAUGCAUCCACAACCGGGUAUGUCAAAUGUGGAAUCCAUUUUGUUGUGUGAUGUCAUCCUGGUUGACUUUCUUCAAAAUUUUCAUUCUUCUUGAAUUAUGCAGGUCGAACAUUUGGUAGUACCUCGUUAAAAAAAAAAACAUUUUAGUACAAAUGGUGGCUUGCAACUAAUUAUGGAUACGGGGAAGUUCGUAGUGGUGAGUUGUUUUAUGGGAAUGGGAGUGUUAUUGUUCUUUAACGUGAUUGAAUAUGGUCAAAAUUUAGUACAGCAAUGUUGGUUUGUUGUAAAAUUUAGUGGCAUAUUGUCCUUUUAUAAGGGCACAACUAUUGGUUUAUGAUGGCUUAUUUCAA
Rhododendron vialii is the source of this 2985-nucleotide messenger RNA. RefSeq names its product rRNA (cytosine-C(5))-methyltransferase NOP2C. The transcript is spliced from 14 exons. Gene Ontology annotation, biological process: RNA methylation. Lineage: Eukaryota; Viridiplantae; Streptophyta; Magnoliopsida; Ericales; Ericaceae. Gene Ontology annotation, molecular function: methyltransferase activity; RNA binding. The record is from RefSeq and is a predicted model, not a curated record. The coding region runs from base 646 to 2460 and encodes 604 amino acids.